UCUCUCUCUCAGUUCUUACUGAGUAAUUGUUUUUGAUAUUUUUCAGACUUUUUCCUAAAUCUAAAGUGGGAUUAGCCUCUCACACAACCAACUGUAUUUACUGACAGCCACAGUGAUAAUACAAGCUGCAUCAAUCAACGUAAAUCUCUCUUGAAAUCCAACACUUAACCGUACUUUCUUUAGAUAAAUUCUGUGGCACUGGAAUAAUACGAACAAAAAAUGGAUGAGGAGUUUGUCCUAUUGCAAAACAGAGAUGACAGCACUCUGGGAGUUGGUGGAGAAUAUGAGGACAGUGAAGAAGAGAUGGAAGAAGACGACUCAGAUCUCAGUGAUGAAGGUCCUGAAUGUAGCUCAGAGAGGGCGAGCGGUUGGGGGUCGCUUCCUGAUGUGUGCUUGAGGCACGUGUUCGGGUUUCUUCCUGACCGUGAUCGCAGGGGUGCAGACCUGGUUUGUCAUCACUGGCACAAAGUCAUGCGCUCUCCCUCUCUCUGGCGCUCCCGCUUCUUCCACUUCAGUGGUCGGCUGUCUAAAUUCAGGCAGUCUGAAUAUUGCUCUGCUGUGGCCUAUGCCCGCUGUCUGGGAGUCUACCUGGAGAGGUUGGAGGUGUGUGUGUGUCCUCCACGCAGGUCCCUGGUAGCCCAGCGACUGGAGCAAGCCAUCAGCGGCCUGUUGUUUGAGCUCACCAGAGUAAAGGCGCCACUACGGUCCCUUUCCCUCGUAAGGCUGGAGUUGGACCGGACCUCCUGGACUUUAAGGCUCAGGAACUCUUUAGUAAACUGCCUGAUUCGCUUCCUCCACAGAGGAUCCUCAAAUCUCACCUCUGUUUGUCUGAAUGGGAUGCGAAACAACAUGAAUCAAGGUCUGGAGCUGCUUUCUGCCCUGUCACAUUCUCAGAGGCGCUUCCACCCUCUGUGCUCUAUCUCAUCUUUGGACUUGAAGGGAUUCUUUUCUAGUGAUGUGCAUGUCCACCUUAACUCUGACAUGCCCCACAUCCUGCGCCACCUGCAAGGCCUCACCGACCUGAGCUUGAGUUACUCCUGUCUGUCAGAUGAGCUGCUAAGCGCUCUCCAGCACAGACAGCGAGGGUCGAGGCGGAACUCCAGUAGAGAUGGGAACUCCUUGCAAACAUUCUCACUGCACUGCACUUUGAAUGAGCCCCAUCGACAGCUGGUGUGUGGUGGCUCAUGGACAACUUUGGCAUCAAGCUGCCCGGGCCUGAAAGUGAAGUUUACGGUGGACCAAGUCAUCAACACUAACUGGCUUGCAAGGAUACUGCUGCCUGAGAUUCCCCUGACAGAAUACACCAUGACAGCUUUCUACUCCCCCGACGAAGACUGGAGCGUCAAGCCUCUCCUCUGUGACAUGCUGCCUUGGUACAGACGCAGUCUGCAGUAUCUGACCCUGGACCUGAGCAACUGCAGUGAAUCACUGGAUGAGGAGCUGCUGGAGCUGGUUAAGGCGUGUGAGCGUCUGGAGCAGCUGAGAGUCUGGGCUUUCUUGGAAAUCAGGACUGUGGAGAGGCUGCUGCACAUCAGACUGACGCAAAGGAGUUUACUUAACAAGAUCAGAGUGAGAAUCUACUCAGUAAGUGACGACACCAGAGAGCAGGAAGACCAGCUGGAGGAAUUACUGUCUUCCCACCUGCACCUCCCUCCUGAACUGGAGUUUUACGCUAUAGUCUACCCCUUUGUAUGAUCACUGAACACAUGCAAAGGUGCUUGUAGACAAGUGGACGAGAGCACACCAAAAAAAUAAAAUUAAUGAAGCAUGAAA
Messenger RNA from Siniperca chuatsi (mandarin fish), 1773 nucleotides. RefSeq names its product F-box only protein 39-like. NCBI's taxonomy places the organism in Eukaryota, Metazoa, Chordata, Actinopteri, Centrarchiformes, Sinipercidae. Bases 220 to 1695 code for a protein of 491 amino acids. The transcript has 6 exons. The record is from RefSeq and is a predicted model, not a curated record. Gene Ontology annotation, cellular component: SCF ubiquitin ligase complex. Gene Ontology annotation, biological process: SCF-dependent proteasomal ubiquitin-dependent protein catabolic process. Gene Ontology annotation, molecular function: protein binding.